Ostreobium quekettii is the source of this 549-nucleotide messenger RNA. The record is from the annotation of a GenBank genome assembly. NCBI's taxonomy places the organism in Eukaryota, Viridiplantae, Chlorophyta, Ulvophyceae, Bryopsidales, Ostreobiaceae.
AUGGACCCGUCCUCGGCGCCGCCUUCCGACAUGACCACACGAAGGGCUGCCUGCCUCCAGGGCGCGGAGCACGAUGGGCGCAGGAAGCGCGUCACUGAGGGAGGGGAGGAGCCUCAGGCUAAGAGGAAGUCCCUCCUGGAUCGAGAAGACAAUGGCCUGAAUGCCGUUUCACGAUCGGCCAGCUCAACUGGGCGGCAGCCAAGUGCUAGGAAAUUCAGGAUUGUCAGACGCAAAGCUGUGGGUGACUACUUCAAGGAGCAAGGCAUUGACAUCCAAGUCAUCAAGGUUCACCUCAAAGGCAUCGGAUUGUGCCGCACAGAGAGACUAGGUGGCCAGAAGCGCAUACGCUUGAGAACAAGCAGGACACACAAAGGAGUGGAAAGGAAUGUUAGUUACGUGACGCUCCUUGCCAAUGUGCUCCUCAAUGAUCUUGCGGAUGAAGAUGACUGUUGGGAUGACUUUGCCCACAGUUUGCUGCGCGUGGACAAAGACAAGGCGUCCUGGGGUGCUUGGUUGAGAGAACUCUGGAUAGCCAUUGGGUAUUCAUGA